AAAGGAGACGCUGUUGUGUUGUAUGUGUGUUCGUUUUAUAUAUGCUGAAUUCUAUAUUUUGCUGCGCUUGCCUGCUGGGACUGGUGCGCGCAUACACGCGAGGUGGGAAGCAAUAUUUGCGACGCAAGUAGGAAACCGAACAACGAGGCAGCAAAACUGAGGCGUCACUGCUCAGUGCUCCGAAACAGCUCGAGUGUUCGUCUUUCUCUCUCUCUCUCUCUAUUGCGUUGACGUUCCUCGCAUUAUAUUAUAUACAGAUAUAUAUUUAUAUAUAUGUACGUGCGAUCAGAGUAGUGUCGAUCACGUUUCACGAGGAUAUCCUUCGCGAGCUGCAAACAGAGAAUAGGCUACGACGACGACUGGAUAAAAGGAUAAAAGCAAAGAGAAGAGUAUACGCUUUGUAAGGAGAGCCGUUGUAAUAUAGCUUACGAUUCUUGCGCCGCACUCGCAGCUCACAGGAGGAGGCUCGUUCCGUACUAUACCUGCCCUACAAGUUAAUUUUGGUACACUUGGCGAUUCUAAAUCGCAAACCGCUGCUGAUCCAAUCGAUUACAAGUUCAACCAAGCUAGUGUAAUGAACAUGAAAAUCCACGCCGCCCCUUCAGAAACUGGUUGUUACGGACUUGAAAUUCCUUCAAUGGACUUCGUUUAUGAGGGUUCAGAGCCUGAAUCUGAAUCGACUACGUCUGCCACACCGGACAAUGACUUUUCAGAUUACUUAUGGAUGGCAGAUGAAGAAGAACACGACUCGAACUUUAUGAGAGAUUUAGAGGAAAGAGAACUAAUGAGGGUUUGCGAGGAGCAACACAGAAUGGAUCAGUUACAAGAUGAGCUGGAUAACGCGUGCGAGAGUAUAGAAUUGAGCGCGCAGCUCGAUAACUUAAGAGUCGAUGUCGACAUUGUAAAUGAGAGUACACUUAAUCCAGAAGCGGCUGAGUUUGUUCCAAACUACAGUAGUACGCAAGAGAGCAAUUCUGAGUCGUCGUAGAAGUCCCAAUUUUCACUCCUUACUUUUUAUAAAAAUACAAAAAACAAAAAAAUCCAUUAUACUGGCAUGUGUAGAAUAUAAAAUUAUCGAAUGAACUUCCCAUAAUCGAUAAAUGAUUAGGUACACAUACGUUAACUGUGUAAGAUCAAAUUAUAAUAGAUAUAAAACUAGAUAAAAGAAAAACAAAAAGUGCAAAGUAGUAGUCAUAUACAAAAAAAAAACAUAAGAUGAAAAAAAUCAGUUAUAAUGCUGUCCGAUUUAUAUAAUUAAUAUAAUAUGUAUAUUAUUGAUAAUGAAGAAACAGAGUGAGAAAGCACGUGUUGUACAUAAAUAUAUUUGCUGUAUUUCAUGAGCAAAAAAUUUGUUUUACUGUAUAUUAAUAGUUUAUGAAUAAUCAUGGGAACAUUUUUAUCAAUUGAAGGACUUAAUAAUUCCUUAAUAAAUCAGAAUUUCAAUCAUUAAAUUACGUUUUUGUUCAAUUUGCAUCGGAAAAAAACAAUAACAGAAUUUUUCGUCAAGUUAAAAAAAAUGCAUUUUACUAGAUUCGUAAAUCGAAUGUUGCUUUUUUAAAAGCGCUUAUUCUAUUCAUCUUGAAGAUGUAAAUACGAGUUGAAGAUUAAAAUAAAUUGUAUUAUAUUUUCAAGACUUACGAGCCUCGCUUGUUGAACGCUAGUCUAGUCUUAUGAGAUUUAUACUCAAAGGCAAUCCUGUUAUGACUAAUUUAAAUUUUAAAUAAACAACUUUGAUUAUUCUACCAUCUUUAAGCUCAAAGUAAAGCAGAUGACACGUGCAAACAAAAACAAUAAAAAUAGCUAUAUAAAAAGAUAUGUAAAAAAAAUUGUUUUUAGAUUUUUAGAUUUGUAUAUUUGGAUAUUUAUACUCGAAAAAUUGAAUUUAUAAGAAAGUGAGUAUAGUAUUAUCCAGUAGAUUUCUAAUUUAGUUAAGGUAUCAAUUUCGGUAAAAGUGUCUAUUUGAAGUGAUGCGUUGACUAUUUUGUACUUAUCUUACAUCUCUAUUUGAAUGUCUUCAAUUUUUAAUAUCACUAAUGAUGGUUACAAGAAAAAUGUACACUUUGAAUAUUUUCACCAAUUUUACAUUUUUACGCCAAAAACCUCUCACAAACGAUUUGAAAGUCAAUGUCAUCAGUAAUUUUUCGUUACAGACCGAAGAGUCUUCCUUUAGGUUUAAAGAGACUCUUAAACUAUAAUUUUACAAGUUUUCUUUUUAUACACUUUUUUAAUUAAUUAUGUAAUUGAAGAAAAAUACCAUACGGUACUAAUUUCAUUUGGCUACUUAUUAUUACUGUAAAUGGUGCUUGAUUCAUGAGAAUUUAAGAAUGGUAUCAAAGCUGAAUCUCUAAAUAAAAAUAUACGUACUUUUGGGUAGAAAUAUUUUCCUUUAAAGCUGUAGUAAACCAUUUAAAAAACUCUAGUAUACAUGUUUCAUUUGUUUAUUUCACAGACGUAAAUAUUGAUACUGUUUUCUACUGGCUUAGAUUCGAUCAUUUUUGUCUGUCCAAAUGAUUUAUAAAUUGAUUAAUGAAAAUAAUCAGAAUAAAAUCUUGACCAUUUGUUAAAUGUCUAACAAACGUUCUUAUCACUGUAAUUUGAAGAAAUGCCCGCUGUUUGGUACAAUCUAAAUGUAAACGCAUAUACCACCUCAUAAUUAAUUAUAUUAUUGAUUAUAAUUUGUAAGUCAAGCCAAGUAUAUAAAACGUGUAAAUUCAUCACAUACAAUGUUUUUUCACUAGUGUUAAUUAACUGAUUUGAUAUCGUUUUUGUUGUAUGGAUCGACAAAGUAAGUUGAAUGUGAGCGUAAAAGCAAAUACGUUUAUUAUUUGAUUCUGAAAAUAAUUUUGGGUAUAAUAAUUUAUGAUUAUAAUCAAUAAUAUCAUAAUUGUAGCAGUUAAAAGCGCGUUUAAAUGUAAAAAUGUAUAGCAGAUUAAAUUGUACAAAAAACAAUGGUGCGCCACAAGAAUUUUUGAGUAGUAGAAUCACUAAAUUAGCGGUUAUUAUUAUUAUAACUAAAUGUAUAAAUUUUAUGAGUUCAUUAAAUGUUGGAGAGUGAUUCAAAGUUUUAAAAAAUGUAAUUUUAUGAAAUUCGAGUACAAAAGUAUAUAAGUUCAAAAUGUAACUAAUAAGUUUAAUGAGUUAAUUUACAUUUUACUAAUUGGUAACUGAAGAAUUCAACCGAGUUAUAGUUACAGUUUUACGUUGGAUACGUAAUGAUGAUUUUUAAUAACAUUUCAUUUUUUAUAUUUUUGUCAUAAAUGAUGAAUUGAGAAUGAAAAUACUAGAUUAAUAAUGUCAUUGUUAAUAUUUCAUUGAAAUGUUUGCUUUAAGAUGUUCCAGAUAAUCUCUAAGUUUCAGGAUAAAAAACUACAGCAUUUUAAAUUAUCAUUAUUUUGUUUGUAGCAUUUAAACGACGGCAUUAUGCCAAUAAAAAAAAAUAAAAAGACUACGCCAAAAACUCAA
Molecule: messenger RNA, 3462 nt
Organism: Trichogramma pretiosum
Lineage: Eukaryota; Metazoa; Arthropoda; Insecta; Hymenoptera; Trichogrammatidae
Gene: Paip2
Product: polyadenylate-binding protein-interacting protein 2
Exons: 4
Coding region: 575-988 (137 amino acids)
Biological process (GO): negative regulation of translational initiation
Cellular component (GO): cytoplasm
Molecular function (GO): mRNA regulatory element binding translation repressor activity
Source: RefSeq, a predicted model, not a curated record